AUGGUGCCGGGAAUGUUCGAAGAAGCGGACGAAUACACUGAUGAUGAUCGUCCUUCCAGCCCUUCGGACGUCGAAUCAAAUGAUGUGUUCGUCGAACCUGAUCGUUCGACGAAGGGGAAAGGAAAGGAGAGAACCACUACCCGGCUUGAAAAGGCGAAGAAGGGGAAGACCGUGGAAAAGAAGCGAAAACGUGCGGUGGAAGAUGAGCAGGAAGAGCAGGAAGUGCAGGAAGAGGUUCCACGGAUUUUGCGUUCCCGACGGUCGAAAGCAAUCCUUCGAUCGUCCUUGGUAACGCCGCCCAGCGAAGAAGAGGGAGAAGAGUGGGAACCCGAUUUCGAGACUUCCGGGGACGAACAUGAGGAGCACGCGGGUCCGUUGACUAGGGCGGCAAAAAGGAGUAGGAUGGAGAGGAGUAAGAAGAGAGGGAGAAAGUGA
Messenger RNA from Tremella mesenterica DSM 1558, 435 nucleotides. RefSeq lists its product as uncharacterized. The record is from RefSeq and is a predicted model, not a curated record. Bases 1 to 435 code for a protein of 144 amino acids. Lineage: Eukaryota; Fungi; Basidiomycota; Tremellomycetes; Tremellales; Tremellaceae. The transcript is spliced from 2 exons.